AUGCAACAGACUGCAUCUCUCUUCGUGGUAAAGUUGGACCGUCACACUUCCUCACUGACCGUUGCCAAAGAGGAGCAAAAGGACAGUCUCUCCUUCCCCCUAGAUUCAUCACUCAAACCAGCUCUCUGCCCUCUUUCUUCCGUUAUCACUGCUUCAGAUACGGCUUCCUUAAUAACCGAAUCUCCAGAUAGUCAGCCGACUUCAGGUUACCAAAGGUCUGCAGUCAUUACAGAGCUACAAGCUACCUUCACUCCAGAAAUGGCCUACAUCACUUACAUCCCUCUUUGUCGUCUUGCAGCGGUGGAACUCAAAUGUGGUCGUAUAGGGAAUAAUUUCUCUGCUUUUCUUUCAUCACUAACCCCCAAUGCUGGUUUUGAGUCUCCUUUUAAACUCUACGUAGGCGGUAGUCACAUCGAAUCUAGUCUCUACAACAUCAAUCACAUUCACAGCCUUGUGAGGCAACAUGAGGCAUCUUUGCAUGGAAGUGACAAUGGUACUACUGGUCCAACUGGUCGCGUCAAAGUCACUAUCAAUACGGAGUAUGAGGCCAAGUUGGUGGCCAGUUCUUCCGUGAGCAAGUCAGCAGUCACGCACCUCCAUGGUGAAUGGGUGGAGUACUUCCGAGCCAAGGUUGAAACCUGCCCUUCGCUGCCAGUGUCGCCUUUGGUGUGCGGACCCCCUCGGCUCCUGAAAUUUAUUGGAAAGCAUUUGGUCACAUUUUCAGGCGCGUUGCUUUUCUUACCCGUUGCAAUGCGAACUACCUGCACAACUUUUGUACCAGGUCACAACGGAGCAGUGCGGAGCAUAACGCCAUUGGUGAACGAAAACAGUUUCGUCACUACAAGCAAUGAUCACAAUGUGCUUCUUUACUCUCUAACAUCGGCGCGAGAAUCGGCUGCAGUCGCGUUGGUUGCAUCCUAUGCUUCACGCCGCACUGUCUCCGAUAGCGGCGCGUUCUCGGAUCGGCUUCUGGGGGUUCAGUCCCCGCCAUCAGUGGUAGCAUCGCCGGCGACGCAACUAACACCGGUUGCUCCAAGUCUCGUUUUCACCGGUCACCGACGUGCCGUUUUCGCCUCAGCUUACCUCCACUUUGAGCGCCUUGUCGCAUCUCUCGACCCUUCACUUCUACUCCUUUGGGAUCCGGUUACCGGACAAAAGGUUUUUUUCGUUAUUGGUUAA
Molecule: messenger RNA, 1179 nt
Organism: Hydatigera taeniaeformis
Lineage: Eukaryota; Metazoa; Platyhelminthes; Cestoda; Cyclophyllidea; Taeniidae
Source: the annotation of a GenBank genome assembly